Molecule: messenger RNA, 270 nt
Organism: Lindgomyces ingoldianus
Lineage: Eukaryota; Fungi; Ascomycota; Dothideomycetes; Pleosporales; Lindgomycetaceae
Exons: 1
Source: RefSeq, a predicted model, not a curated record
GGAAAGGUAAAGGCAAUAAGCUAUAAGGACCUGAAGCAAGCACAAGCAAAGCGCGCUGUGAAAGAUAAAGCUAUUGCGGCUAAAGGCAAGGAAAAACGCGGUCGCUCGCACAAGAAUCCUGCGCCAGAGGCAGCGACAGAUGCGGCUCCGCUGGAGGAGGAGGUGGUGGUAGAUUCAUCGGCACCACUGAAUAAGGUAGCGUGGCUGAGCGAGGUUGAACCAGCAAGACCUCUAUUUCCAUGGCAGGCUCCAGUAGCGAAAAUGUAUUAG